Triticum dicoccoides is the source of this 1043-nucleotide messenger RNA. Its product is annotated as epoxide hydrolase A-like. NCBI's taxonomy places the organism in Eukaryota, Viridiplantae, Streptophyta, Magnoliopsida, Poales, Poaceae. The transcript is spliced from 2 exons. The record is from RefSeq and is a predicted model, not a curated record. Bases 1 to 960 code for a protein of 319 amino acids. Gene Ontology annotation, molecular function: catalytic activity.
AUGGCAUUGGAUGGUGUCACCCACCGGACGUUGGAGGUGAACGGCAUCAAGAUCCACGUUGCCGAGGCCGGCGACGGUUCAGCAGGCUCCAUCCUAUUCCUCCACGGCUUCUUGCAGCUGUGGUGCUCAUGGCACCACCAACUUGUGUCCCUCUCCCGGCUCGGCUACCGCUGCUUGGCCCCGGACCUCCGCGGCUAUGGUGACUCAUCUGCCCCGGAGUCCCCUUCGUCCUACACCGCCUUCCACCUCGUCGGCGAUAUGGUCGGUCUCCUCAACGCCCUCUCCCUCCCGCAGGUGUUUGUGGUGGGGCAAGGGUGGGGCGCCCUAUUGGCAUGGCAGAUGUGUGCGUUCCGGCCAGAACGGGUGCGCGCCCUGGUGAACAUGAGCGUGGCCUUCAUGCCGCGCAACCCCGCCAUGAGGCCGCUGGAGGCUUUCCGGCGGAUCUACGGCGACGGCUACUACCUCGUCCGUAUGCAGGAUCCCGGCACUAUGGAGGCGGAGUUUGCGCAGAUGGAAACCAAAUUCAUCAUCAAGAAGCUCCUGACAACCCUUGAUACCGGGGCGAGCUCAUUCUCUAAAGAGUGGUAUGGCACGACGGAGGAGGUCAUCCCGCUGCCUUCGUGGCUUUCCGAGGAGUACGUCGGCCACGUUGCAGCCAAGUUUGAUGAGACGGGGUUCUCGGGCGCCAUGAACUCCAGCCGCUGCCUCGACCUGAACUGGGAGCUGAUGGCGCCUUGGGCGUCCGCGAAGGUGAUUGUGCCCACAAAGUUCAUGGUGGGGGAGACAGCAAUGAGCUGCAAAUCGAAAGCGGUACAGAAGUAUGUACUCGAGGGCGACUUCAAGGGCGACGUGCCGGGUCUGGAGGAGGUUGUGGUGAUCGCCGGCGGCGCGCACUACAUACACUUGCAGAAGGCAGAGGAGGUGACGGAACACAUCUACAAUUUCUUCAAAAAGUUCUAGAGAAAGCGCAAAGGCUUUUCCUUCCUUUGCUUCUGCGUAUGGUCUUUCAAUGUUCAAUUUUGGGUUUCUUCCGUCUGGGUUUG